Molecule: messenger RNA, 1125 nt
Organism: Naumovozyma dairenensis CBS 421
Lineage: Eukaryota; Fungi; Ascomycota; Saccharomycetes; Saccharomycetales; Saccharomycetaceae
Gene: ETR1
Product: enoyl-[acyl-carrier-protein] reductase
Exons: 1
Coding region: 1-1125 (374 amino acids)
Biological process (GO): fatty acid metabolic process
Cellular component (GO): mitochondrion
Molecular function (GO): trans-2-enoyl-CoA reductase (NADPH) activity
Source: RefSeq, a predicted model, not a curated record
AUGUCUACUAAGAUCCCCAAGACUUUCAAAUCAGUAAUUUAUUCGACCCAUAGCGUGGAAGAUUGUGCAUCAGUACUCUCAAUCCAUGAAUAUACCCCCAAGGAAGAUCUCUCAAAAUCAAUCGUAUUAAAAUCCCUUGCGUUCCCUAUCAAUCCAUCCGAUAUCAAUCAAUUACAAGGUGUAUACCCGUCUUUACCACCCAAGACGUUAGAAUAUUCUACAAAUGAACCUGCUGCCAUUGCAGGAAACGAAGGUGUCUUUGAAGUGGUGUCAAUCCCACCUGAGAUGAAUACUAACAGUAUCAAUGAUUUAAAUGAAGGUGAUUGGGUUAUCCCGUUAUAUGCGAAUCAAGGGACAUGGUCUAAUUAUCGUGUAUUUAAGGAUCCCAAGGAAUUGGUCAGAGUGAAUGGAUUGGAUCUCUAUACUGCUGCAACGGUGGCUGUGAAUGGUGUCACUGCUUAUCAAUUGGUGAAGAAUUUCAUUUCAUGGGAUAUUGAGAGUACUGGGAAUGAAUGGUUGAUUCAGAACGCAGGUACCUCAGGAGUCUCUAAGAUGGUUACUCAAAUUGCUAAAAUUAAUGGUAUCAAGACUUUGAGCGUUAUUCGUGAUAGGGAUGAUUUUGAUGAAGUUGCCGAGACUUUGGAGAAGACGUUUGGAGCUACUAAAGUUAUUUCUGAAUCACAAAAUAAUGAUAAAGUCUUCAAUAAGGAAGUUUUGCCUAAGAUUUUAGGAGAGAAUGCAAGGGUUAGGUUGGCUUUGAAUUCUGUUGGUGGUAAAUCAAGUUCAUCGAUUGCAAGAAAAUUGGAAAAUGAUGCCUUGAUGUUAACUUAUGGAGGGAUGUCAAAGCAACCUGUAACUCUACCAACAUCUUUACAUAUCUUUAAGGGGUUAACUUCUCAAGGGUAUUGGUCCACGAAACAUAAUAAGGAAAAUCCAAGCCAAAAAAUUGAUGCGAUUGACGCAAUAGUUGAUAUGUAUAAAGAAGGUGAUUUUAUCUCGCCAAAAAAUGAGCUAGAUAUCUUAGAGUGGGAUGUUAAUAAUGCAUCAGAUACUGAAGUCCUUGACAUGAUUAAAUAUGGUAUUACUGGUAAGGGUAAGAAGAGAUUAAUCAAGCUAAACUGGUGA